GGGGGCCCGAGUUUGUGGUUUCAUAUUUUCUCAUAAAGGAUAGACAUACUUACCGAUCUAUCUAUAAAGAGAAAGACCGAUAUAAGGGAGAGGGAAACCGGACGAUCUAAGAAACCGAUUCACCCAGCGACGAAUUGGCAUGCGCUGUGGUAGCUUCCUGCACGCCUCUUCACUGCGGGCGACUGGGCCACUGCUUCUAUUCGGGGCAAAGCGGUCGUGGUGGGGGGGGCGGCGGCGCCGCGAAAAGGACCUCGCGGCCGCCCAGCGGCGCUACACGGCUGCGCAGCUGUUCAUCCAGAAUGCCGCCGCCGGGCUGGGGGAAAACACCGCCACGGGCGAAUUUCACAUGGAAGGGGAUCCCGACAACGCCGGGAAUCGGCACCCAAGUGGGGGCUUUGAGGCCAACAUACAGAGCGCCAUGAAGGAGAACUCGAUCGAUGAAUUUUUUCUCCAGCAUCGGCCCAACCUCAAGGAUGGAAAUCGGCUUCCUCUGAUAUAUGAGAUCGAGGCCCGGGAGCGAGCCCGGCGCCAGGCUGAAUUCGGAGUGAAAACCCAAGAGACGCACAACGAGCACUAUGACGAGUGGAAUAUGCCGCGCGAGCCGCUGAACCCCAAUCGCCCGCACGCCGACUGGGAAUUUGAACCGACGCCGGAGCACAAAUCCCUUGUUUUACUCCUCUAUCGGAACGUACUGAAAGGGCUGGUGAAUUUUAAGAGUGUGCGCAGGCGGAGUCUGAUUGCCCACGCGCGCUUUGCCUUUCGCCGGCGCGCGAAUGCCACUGAGAAACUUUUGAUUGACGAGUGUGUGGAGGAGUGCCGACGGGCAAUUUAUGUUAUCGAAAAGCACCACAACUUCACACGUACACAAACCUACGAAUUUGAUACCAUGACAAUGCCAAAGAAUACCGGGCAGGACGUGAAAACGUACAUGGAGGAGAUCUACGACCCGGAGGUUUCUCGGAUGCAAUUCCAGAACUUCACAGACGUGCAACCCGGGAAAGAGCACCUACACAAACAGACUUUUGGACCGGCUAGCGGUAAGAACCACUGGAAAAGACAGCAAUCGGUAAGCCAAUAUAAUAUCGAAUUGCGAGAGGAGGAUAGAUCGCUGCGUCCACCUCCUCCACCAGAAAUGUCGAAUUAAUAGUAGGGUGGUGGGUGAUGUAGAUUGGAUAGACGCUUGGUUAUGGAUUUGUAUGACUUUCCUACGCUCUAGUUUGUUUGUUUAAUGGUAUAUAUAGAGAGAGCGCGAUAUAUAUAUAUAUAUAAACUCCAAACCGCGUCUUUCCAUCUUGUAGUUUCUAUCGUUUUGCGCAUUCACAGCAGCAAUGCGAAAAAAGGUGAAAAAUAUCGCUAAAACUACUAUGAAAUGUUUCGUUUCAUAUAGUCCUAUACGAGAGUUGCUUUUGUGUUCACUAUUCA
This is a messenger RNA of Phytomonas sp. Hart1, 1422 nucleotides long. The record is from the annotation of a GenBank genome assembly. Lineage: Eukaryota; Euglenozoa; Kinetoplastea; Trypanosomatida; Trypanosomatidae.